Molecule: messenger RNA, 573 nt
Organism: Pneumocystis murina B123
Lineage: Eukaryota; Fungi; Ascomycota; Pneumocystomycetes; Pneumocystales; Pneumocystaceae
Exons: 3
Coding region: 1-573 (190 amino acids)
Biological process (GO): retrograde transport, endosome to Golgi; intracellular protein transport
Cellular component (GO): retromer complex; endosome
Source: RefSeq, a predicted model, not a curated record
AUGUUGAUCUUAUUGAUUGGAGAUCUUCAUAUUCCAUCUCGUGCACUUGAUAUUCCUGUCAAGUUAAAAAAAUUAUUAGUACCAGGCCGUAUUUCACAGAUUUUAUGUACAGGAAAUCUUGUUGAUCAUGAGACAAGUGACUUUUUGCAAACAGUUGCACCAGAUGUACAUUUUGUUAAAGGCGAUUUUGAUCAAAGCAGAGGAUGGCCUUUAUCAAGAGUGAUUGCAAUUGAUUCCUUUCGAAUUGGCUUGAUUCAUGGACAUACAGUUGUUCCUAGACUUGAUAGCGACGCAUUACAUAUGGUUGCCCGACAAAUGGAUGUUGACGUGCUUGUUUGGGGUGGAACACAUCGAUUUGAAGCUUAUGAAUGGGAUGGAAAGUUAUUUGUUAAUCCAGGUAGCGCAACAGGUGCUUUAUAUACAGGCUGGGAAACAGAAGAACCGAUACCAACAUUUGUUUUAAUGAGUCUUCAGACAACAGUUCUUGUACUUUAUGUAUAUCAAUUGAUUGGUGAUGAUAUUAAAGUUGAAAAACUUCAAUAUCCUAGAGGAAAAACAGAAAAUACAAAUUAA